Messenger RNA from Oncorhynchus tshawytscha (Chinook salmon), 5242 nucleotides. Its product is annotated as integrin alpha-7-like. The coding region runs from base 787 to 4878 and encodes 1363 amino acids. Gene Ontology annotation, cellular component: integrin complex; external side of plasma membrane. NCBI's taxonomy places the organism in Eukaryota, Metazoa, Chordata, Actinopteri, Salmoniformes, Salmonidae. Gene Ontology annotation, biological process: integrin-mediated signaling pathway; cell adhesion mediated by integrin; leukocyte migration. Gene Ontology annotation, molecular function: integrin binding. The transcript has 23 exons. The record is from RefSeq and is a predicted model, not a curated record.
GGCUAUUCAAGGCACUUGUCCUCUGUCUCUCUCUGUCACACAGCAGAGGGGGAUGCACACACACCUCACACACACACACACGCACACACACACACACACACACGCGCUACAGUAGCUCGGACAGAGCCACAUUUUCUCAGGCUGCUCCACAGACUGACAGCAGAAAACGGAGGAGGAGAGCGAGAGAGAGAAGGAGAGAAGGAAACAAGGGAAAUGUACCGAUCCAGGAGAUUCAAACAGCAGAAACCCAUUCUGUCUUUGCUGUUCAUCAAUUUAAACACAAUAAUUACACAACUCUUCAUUAAUCUGUAACUGAACUGGGACCUGUUCUGCUCUGCUGAGGGACCUGCUCUGCUGAAGAACCUGUUCUGUUCUGCUGAGGGACCUGCUCUGCUGAGGAACCUGCUCUGCUGAGGGACCUGCUCUGCUCUGUUGAGGGAUCUGCUCUGCUCUGUUGAGGGACUUGCUCUACUGAGGGCCCUGCUCUACUGAGGGCCCUGCUCUGCUGAGGGACCUGCUCUACUGAGGGACCUGCUCUACUGAGGGCCCUGCUCUGCUGAGGGACCUGCUCUGCUGAGGGACUUGCUCUACUGAGGGCCCUGCUCUACUGAGGGCCCUGCUCUGCUGAGGGACCUGCUCUGCUGAGGGACCUGCUCUGCUCUGCUGAGGGACUUGCUCUACUGAGGGCCCUGCUCUGCUGAGGGACCUGCUCUGCUCUGCUGAGGGACCUGCUCUGCUCUGCUGAGGGACCUGCUCUGCUGAGGGACCUGCUCAUUCUCCAGGACUAUGGCACCACAUGUGGUACAUGGAGUCUCUCUUUCACAGCCCUGGUGUCUUCCUCUCCUUUUGCUCCUUCUCUCCCUGUAUUCCCUGACGGCCGCAGGGUUCAACCUGGAUACUAGCAUGACUCUGAUCAAGGAGGGGGAGAAAGGGAGCUUUUUUGGAUUUUCUGUAGCACUUCACCAGCAACUCACCCCAGAACCACACAGUUGGAUACUGGUGGGGGCUCCCAGGGACAGAGGACUGGGCCUCAUGCGGAGACAGCGUACUGGCGCCCUGUACCGCUGUCCAAUCACAGGCGAGGAGUUUGACUGCGAGCGCGUGGACAUCGAUGGAGAUGUAAACCUCGACAGGGAGAGCAAGGACAACCAGUGGCUAGGAGUGACAGUCAAGAGCCAGGGGAUUGGAGGAAAGGUGGUGACCUGUGCCCACCUGUAUGAGCUGCGGCAGCGUGUGGGCCUGCCGUCUGAGACACGGGACCCUAUCGGGCGUUGCUAUGUCCUGAGUGAGGACCUGACAGAGAGGGACGACUUGGACGGAGGGGAGUGGAAGUUCUGCGAGGGGCGACCCCAGGGACACGAACAGUUUGGCUUCUGUCAGCAGGGCCUGUCUGCCGCCUUCACACCAGACAACAACUUCAUCAUGUUCGGCGCUCCAGGAACGUACAACUGGAAAGGAGAGAUGCGUGUCCAGCUGCUAAACCAGACACUGUUGGAUCUUGGUUUCUAUGACGACGGGCCUUAUGAGGUGGCGGAUGAGAAACAGCUGAAUGCUCAGCUGAUCCCAGUUCCCUACCAUAGUUACCUGGGUAGGACCGUCCCUGCCCUCUGCUGCUCCUCUCACAUUGCUGCUAGCCUGCUGUCCUGGCCCCUCCAUGACCUGUCGGUAGGGGCCAUCGCUGACCUGUCUGUAGGGCCCCUCCCUGACCUGUCCUUAGGGGCCCUCCCUGACCUGUCCUUAGGGGCCCUCACUGACCUGUCCUUAGGGGCCAUCGCUGACCUGUCUGUAGGGCCCCUCCCUGACCUGUCCUUAGGGGCCCUCCCUGACCUGUCCUUAGGGGCCCUCACUGACCUGUCCUUAGGGGCCCUCCCUGACCUGUUCGUAGGGCCCCUCCCUGAUCUGUCCGUAGGGCCCCUCCCUGACCUGUCCUUAGGGCCCCUCCCUGACCUGUUCGUAGGGCAUCUCCCUGAUCUGUCCGUAGGGCCCCUCCCUGACCUGUCCGUAGGGCCCCUCCCUGACCUGUCUGUAGGGCCCCUCCCUGACCUGUCCGUAGGGCCCCUCCUUGACCUGUCCGUAGGGCCCCUCCCUGACCUGUCCGUAGGGCCCCUCCUUGACCUGUCCGUAGGGCCCCUCCCUGACCUGUCUGUAGGGCCCCGCCCUAACCUGUCUGUAGGGCCACUCCCUGACCUGUCUGUAGGGCCCCUCCCUGACCUGUCCUUAGGGGCCCUCCCUGACCUGUCCGUAGGGGCCCUCCCUGACCUGUCCUUAGGGGCCCUCCCUGAUCUGUCCGUAGGGCCCCUCCCUGACCUGUCCAUAGGGCCCCUCCCUGACCUGUUCGUAGGGCCUCUCCCUGAUCUGUCCGUAGGGCACCUCCCUGACCUGUCUGUAGGGCCCCUCCCUGAUCGGUCCGUAGGGCCCCUCCCUGACCUGUCCUGGGGAGACCUGAGGUCAUCCUACCCCGCCCCUACCUCUGGGCUUCCAGUGAGGAGACCUGAGGUCAUCCUACCCCCGCCCCCUACCUCUGGCUUCCACUGGACAGACCUGAUAGUGGGAGCUCCCAACUAUUUUGACAGGAAGACAGAGAUCGGAGGUGCUGUGUACAUCUUCCUCAACCGAUUCGGUAACUGGGAGUACGCUCAGCCAAUCAGGCUCAACGGAACUCAUGACUCCAUGUUUGGACUGACCGUCAACAAUGUGGGAGACCUGGACCAGGACGGAUAUGAUGACAUCGCUGUGGGGGCUCCGUUCGAUGGAGAUGGGAAAGUGUUCAUCUACCGAGGCUCGUUCUCGGGCAUCGACACCAAGCCUGCACAGAUCCUGGAAGGGGUGAACGAGGGGGUGAAACGGUUUGGCUACUCCAUCUCAGGCGGCCUGGACAUCGAUGGGAACCUGUACCCUGACCUGGCAGUAGGCUCUCUCGGCGAUAAGAUGGUUCUGUACAGGUCUCGCCCCGUCAUUCACGUGACCCGGGAUGUAUCCAUCGAACCUCAGCACUAUAUUGACUUGGAGCAACACAACUGCAAGGGGAGAGAUGGAGUGUGUGUGGAGGUCAAAGUGUGCUUCACCUAUACUGCAUAUCCAGAGUCAUACUCACCAGACAUCACCCUGGUUCUACUCUUCGAGGCUGACACCGAGCGCAGGAAGCUGGGCCUGCCCCACCGUGUUAGCUUCCUGGGUCGGAGUGCACAGGAGGCGGAGUACACACACACUGAUGAGGUGGCGCUGAAGGGUCAACGCCAUCCCGCCUGCCGGAGCGCCACCUUCCAACUACACGAGAAUAUCCGUGACAAGCUGCGUCCCAUCGCCCUGGCCAUCACCCACACUAUCAGACCCCCCAUGUUGUCCUCAGACACUAACCCAGAGGAACAACUGUCUCCCGUACUGGGUGUUGCCACCUCCAACACCCUGCACUCUGAGGUGAAUUUCCUGAGGGAAGGCUGUGGUGAUGAUAAUAUCUGUCAGAGCAACCUGAAGUUGACCUACCAGUUUGGAACCCGACCUAUAACCUCUGACCUCUUCACCCCUCUGCCAAAAGAUGAUGAGGAGGUGUCCGUUUUCUCUCUGUCUGACCAGAGGUCCGUGGUGUUGGAGGUGACCGUCACCAACAUGCCCUCUGAACCUCUGUACCCUGAGAAGGACGGUGACGAUGCCCAUGCCGCCCAGCUACUGGUGACCCUGCCAGACACCCUGUCCUACUCUGGCUUCAGGGGACAACAGGUCGUGUGUCAGGCCAAUCAGAAUGGCUCUCAGGCAGAGUGUGAGCUGGGAAACCCCCUGAAGAGAGAUUCUAUCCUGAAGUUCUACAUCAUCCUCAGCACCUCUGCUAUCACCAUAGAGACCACGGAACUCACUGUCAACCUCCUGCUGGCUACUAUCAGUGAGCAGCCAGACCUGGCCCCAGUCACAGCCGUGGCUAAAGUCGUCAUAGAGCUCCCUCUGGCUGUCAGUGGGGUGGCCCGGCCACACCAGCUGUUCUUCAGUGGGGCUGUGAAGGGGGAGAGCGCUAUGGAGACUCUGGACGACGUGGGCAGCGCUCUGGAGUUUGAGUUUACGGUGACCAACACUGGGCCGUCCCUGCAGACUCUAGGCUCUGCCUUCCUCAACAUAAUGUGGCCUCAUGAGCUGUCCAAUGGGAAAUGGCUCCUGUACCCCACUGCUUUUCACUUCAAGGGCCAUCCAGAAACCCACUGUAGACCCCACACCUCCCUCAACCCACGGAAGUUCUCCCACAGCUCUCCUUCUGAAGACCAGCCACAGGCUACAUUCAGGAGGAAGGGGCGAUCCCACCCGGAAGAGGAGGGGCAUGUGAUGACCAAGGGCAGUCUGGGUAGGACCACGCCCGCUGUGGCUGCCUCCGAGAGACGGAAGUCACUCAAACUGGACUGUCUGCUGGGUUCAGCGCAUUGCGUCCUUUUCCAGUGUCCUCUCCUCAGUUUCUCUGGCUCUGCUGUCCUCAAGAUCCAGGGACGUUUGUGGAACAGCACCUUCCUGGAGGAGUUCCCAUCAGUCAGCGCUCUGGAGCUGCUGGUUAGAGCCAACAUCACAGUCAAGUCGAGCAUCAAACACCUGGUGCUGAGGGAUGCUGCCGCACAGGUCCCAGUGAUGAUUUACCCAGAGGUUGGUCUGACUGCCCAGUACUGGAUCCCCUGGUGGUGGAUUCUCAUAGCCAUCCUGGCUGGUAUCCUGGUGUUGUCUCUGAUGGUCUGCAUCCUCUGGAAGUGUGGUUUCUUCCGUCGGGUCCAGUAUGAAGACCAAGUGCCUCAGUACCAUGCGGUGAAGAUUCCCCACCAGGACCUUCCCCAGUUCCAUGAGAGCCAGAAGGCAGGGUUCCUCCACAAGAAAGAGUGGACUACACACUGGAGCGACGGAACCUCCUGAUCGACAGCAACAACAAAAACAAGGAAUUGAAUUAUAACAACCUCCCCGAUUCAACCCACAUGGCGCUCACUAACUCUGAGGUGUAAUAAAUGUGUGCACACAGACUGGCCGUGUACAUUUGGGGCUACGUCCUCAUUCUUUCACCCUUCUUCUGAAGUGGACUUAUUAAUGCUGACUACUCUCUCCUGCAUAUUUAUAUGGACAGUGAUGCUAACUUUCUACAUCGUCUCUAUAGUCCAGCAUUUUGGAUUUGACAUCAAAUGUUCCGUAUGAGGUGACAGUACAUAAUGUCAUCUUUCACUUGAGGGUACUAUUUAUACAUAUCUGAUUUGCCAUUUAGAAAUGAAAGCACUUUAUAGAUCUA